Ornithodoros turicata is the source of this 8359-nucleotide messenger RNA. RefSeq names its product electroneutral sodium bicarbonate exchanger 1-like (gene Ndae1). The coding region runs from base 425 to 4078 and encodes 1217 amino acids. NCBI's taxonomy places the organism in Eukaryota, Metazoa, Arthropoda, Arachnida, Ixodida, Argasidae. Gene Ontology annotation, molecular function: solute:inorganic anion antiporter activity; sodium:bicarbonate symporter activity; monoatomic anion transmembrane transporter activity. Gene Ontology annotation, cellular component: plasma membrane. The record is from RefSeq and is a predicted model, not a curated record. Gene Ontology annotation, biological process: regulation of intracellular pH; monoatomic anion transport; bicarbonate transport. The transcript is spliced from 24 exons.
CGAUCGCUUACCCGUUCGCUGCCUGCAGUGCGGAGAACGCUUUGUCCCUCCACCCGCUUUUUGUAGGAAAAAAAAAGAGGAAAACUGAGGAAAGGAAGCCGUUGGGGAAGAAACAUCGGUUCUACGGCGAAAUUUUCAAACCUUCUUGUCAAGUGUCUUCUUCAGUGCCGUCUGUUAAGAAAAUCGUUGCAACGUGUGUGUGCUCUUCUAUCUGCGGAUUUGGCGCUGCCUUUCUGAUAUAUAUUUAGUACCGUCCCCCUUAACUUGUGGAGUGGUAUAAUCCCGCUGGAUGUUGUGUGGUUCAUUGCCGAGAGAUACCUUCUUACUGAACGCUACUCGAAUGACAGAGGCUGCUCUACCAUCCACACUAGGAACUAAAGCAGGCGUGUUACGUUAGCGUACAUCGUGGCAGAAGCAGAAGAAGAUGGAGACAGGGAACCAGGAAGAAGCACCUAAAGACCCAGGGGCCCUAACAUCCCAUCCUAGCUAUACGGAUAAAGACUUUGAAGGCCAUCGUGCACACACGGUCUAUGUGGGACUCCACGUUCCUGGCUAUCGGCGUAGGGGACACCGCAGACACCACAAGCACCAUCACAAAAAUGGCCGCAAAGACGAUGUCACUGGGGUCUCAGGAGACGCCAACCGUUCAGUGACUCCACCGGCGGAACGAGUGCACUUCAUCCUCGGCGAAGAGGAAGAUGGCCUCCACGAAGCCCAUCCGCUCUUUAGCGAGAUGGAGAUCCUCUACGCAGAGGGUGAUGACGUGGAGUGGAGAGAAGCUGCUAGGUGGAUCAAGUUUGAAGAAGACGUGGAAGAAGGAGGCGACCGAUGGUCUAAACCUCACGUAUCCACCAUUUCUCUACAUUCUCUAAUGGAGCUACGGAGCUUCAUUAUCAAUGGAACUGUCAUGCUCGACAUGGAGGCAACCAGUUUAGAAAACAUUGCAGACCUAGUCCUAGAAAGCAUGGUGAACGGCAACCAGCUAUCAGCUGGUGAACAGUUAGAACGCACAAAGGAGGUGCUGUUACGGCGGCAUCGGCAUCAACACGAGCGACACCGCAUGGACAAGGGUUCAAGGCUGCCCCUCAUCCGUUCACUGGCUGACAUUGGCCGCAACUCCUCCAAGAGCAUGUUUGGUGCACAUGCAGAUGGAUCAUCUUCCUCUCCUUCCUUGCAUCCCAAUCCAUCAUCCCAUUCUCUGGGUCGUCUCUCCAUCCCGGGGGAUCCGGGAGGACAGAGGAGAGCCUCUGACUGGGGAGGCAGGAGGCCUUCUGAUUGGGCCCCAAACUUUAUCAAGAAUUUCUUGAAUGUACCUGGCUCUAGUAACAACACAGAAGGCAUGACCCAAAGCCCCAGUUGCAACUCUCUGCACAUUCAUGCCCCUCAUCCUGCACUAGCUCACAGUGGCUCCACACUUACAGAAACUAUGGGCAAUGCCAGUUCACCCGACCUUCAACACAGGUUGAACCAGGCCUUCAUGAAGAAAAUCCCACCUGGUGCACAAGCCUCAAAUAUUCUAGUUGGGGAAGUAGAGUUUCUAGAACACCCUAUAGCAGCCUUUGUACGACUUGCUUCUGCCGUACCAUUAGGGGAUCUGACUGAGGUUCCUGUGCCAACACGUUUUCUCUUUAUCCUGCUCGGGCCCCUGGGCAACAUGGUGCGAUACCACGAAAUUGGACGUGCCAUCGCGAUUCUUAUGUCAGAUGAGGUCUUCCACGAUGUGGCAUUCAAGGCAAAGAAUCGUGACCACCUGCUGGCUGGAGUGGAUGAAUUUUUGGAUGCUGCAACUGUGCUGCCCCCUGGAGCCUGGGACCCUUCCAUUCGAAUUGAACCCCCACAACACGUACCCUCACAGGAGGGCCGUAAGAAGCAAGAACCAUCUAAAGAACCAGCUUUUUCUCCGGAGGAAGAAGAAGAGAAAGAGCGAGAGGAGAGUGGACUUAAACGAAGUGGAAGGUUAUUUGGCGGCCUAAUUAAUGACGUGAAGCGUAAGGCUCCCUGGUACUGGAGUGACUUCAAGGACGCAUUUGCCCUUCAAUCGGUGGCUUCUGUGUUUUUCCUCUACUUUGCUUGUCUGACUCCAAUCAUCACCUUUGGAGGCCUCCUGGGCUCAGCCACUGAGCAGCGCAUUGCUGCCAUGGAGAGUCUCAUGUCAGGGGCUGUGUGCGGAGUUCUCUAUGGACUCUUCAGUGGUCAACCGCUCACCAUUCUUGGCAGCACAGGACCUGUACUUGUCUUUGAAACCAUUCUCUAUGACUUCUGCAGGGAACACGACAUAGACUACUUGUCUCUACGUCUGUGGAUUGGGCUAUGGACAGCACUCAUCCUACUCAUCCUGGUAGCUUUCGACGCCAGCGCCCUUGUUUGUUAUAUCACACGUUUUACUGAAGAGAAUUUUGCAACACUGAUUUCGCUCAUCUUCAUUUACAAGGCUGUUGAAAGCGUGCUCAAAAUUGGCAGCAAGUAUCCGAUGAACAUGGAUACGGACCUGAAAGUGGAGUGCUGGUGUGAAGCACCUAAUGCAACGACGUAUGAAGGAAACUUGACGGCCAUCAACUGGACCUCUCUAAGCACCCACGCAUGCCAUGACCUUGGUGGCAUUGUCCGUGGCAACGGUUGUCAAUACGUGCCAGAUGUAUUCCUCUUCUCUGUGCUCGUCUUUGCAGCAACCUUCACCCUAGCAGUAUUUCUUAAGGAUUUCAAAGUGACUAGCUACUUCCCAACGUCGGUGCGUAUGAUGGUGAGCGACUUUGCAGUCGUUAUUUCCAUCUGUCUGAUGACAACCACCGACAUGCUGGUCGGGCUUCCCACACCCAAACUGGAGGUGCCAGAAAAAUUUGAGCCCACAUGGGAAGGACGCGGUUGGCUGAUUCCAUUCUUUGGGCGCAAUCCUUGGUGGACAAUGCUGGCAGCCGUUGCGCCAGCACUGUUGUGCACCAUCCUCAUCUUCAUGGACCAGCAGAUCACCGCCGUCAUUAUCAACAGAAAAGAAAACAAGCUUAAGAAAGGCUGUGGCUAUCACUUGGACCUUCUUGUACUGGCAAUCCUAAUUGCCGUCUGUUCCAUUCUUGGCCUCCCCUGGUUUGUGGCAGCUACAGUGCUGGCCAUGACACAUGUCAACUCUCUUCGCAUGGAAUCCGAGUGCUCCGCUCCAGGAGAAAAGCCCCAGUUCCUUGGAGUGCGGGAACAAAGACUCACUCAAGUGGCCAUUUUCGUUUUGGUUGGACUCUCCGUAUUUUUCACUCCAGUCUUGAAGCGCAUACCAAUGCCAGUAUUGUAUGGGGUCUUCCUGUACAUGGGAGUAUCAUCCCUUAAAGGGUCCCAGUUUUUCGACCGCAUUCUGAUCAUGUUCAUGCCUCAGAAGUAUCAGCCGGAUUAUAUGUUCCUGCGUCAUGUGCCUACAAUGCGCGUGCAUCUUUUUACGCUCAUCCAACUCACAUGUUUGGUUUGCCUGUGGCUCAUCAAGUCCUACAAACCUUCUUCCAUUGCAUUCCCACUUAUGUUGGUGGUAAUGAUUGGUGUUCGGAAGCUUCUCGACUUCAUCUUCACUCAGCGGGAACUCAAAGUGCUCGACGAUGUCAUGCCUGAGCACACCAAGAAAAAGAGAGAAGAAGAAUUGCAAAAAGAGGAGGCAGAGCAGACAUUUGAAGAAAUAAAGAGCUCACUGCUGCCAAAUGACAGCGCAUCCAACGUCCAGAUUGCUCUGGUCAAUGGCGAUAUCCUCAAGGUGCCCAUUGAGAAGUAUAAAGAAGAGCAGGAGCUGCCCCCCAUCAAUAUUUCGGAACAACUGGCUCUGACGGGGCUCUGGAAGUCCAUCGACCAACAGAACCAGAGCCGGAACCUGCCAGGUUCUGGUGCUGCGGCCGACGGAGGAUCCAGAAAAAAGAAGAGGGGCAGCAAAAAGGAUGCCCUGAAUGAAGAGGAGCGGAAGAGGCUUUCAACCAUGACAGAAGAAGAUGACGAAGAAGACUGCGGAAUCACCAUCCGAAUUGAUGCACCCACACCGGUUCCUUCCAAGCAGCCUUCACCGCAAGAGGCAAAAAAAGCUUUUCCCAAUGGAAACGAAACGUCCGUUUGACACGAGGUGAACCUUUAGUUCCCUUUCUUCUGUUCUACGGGGCUUUAUUUAUUUAUUACCCAAAUUCAUGUCCUACCCACGACAUUCAUCUCCGUCACACCACUAGUUUCAAGUAUGAAAUUUAUACAAAAAUAUAUAAAAGUAUAUUUAAAAGAUAUACUUUUCUUGUGUGUUGGGGGACUUACUUGAUCAUCUGCAGAGAUGAUUGACACUCUUAUUCUGUAGGCACAACUUCCUGGUUGUGCCCAAAAAACAAAGCAAAACAAAAGAAAACAAAAAAUUUGGGACAUGCAAGGGGUUCUAAUUAUAUGGAAUGAAUUUGUCUCUCCAGACAACUGAUGGUCCUUAAUUAGUUUUCUUCUGUGGCUUUCUUAUUUGAGCUUAAACACCCGCUUCACUUUUAUUUGUUGUCCUACAGAUUCAGGCUAAUAUUUGAGUCGUUAAAUAAAGCUCUUACUUUAUUUUAAGUGUGCCACACAUUAUUAUUUGUAUGUCUAAGGCUGCAGUACAGUAUCAAAUAUUAGGACUAUACUUCCUUAACAACAAAUGCGCGUCAAUAAACUUGUGUCUCCUCAUACUUUUCUCUGAGGAGUAUCAAAUUCUUUUAAAAAUUUUUUCUUUGCAGGAUAUCAUUGUUGUCUGGUAAUGUCCUGCCCUCCUCUCCCCCAAUUUAUAGUUAUGUACACUUCUUGGGCACUCAAACAAACUCUCAAACAUCUUGUCACCGAAGCAAGAGUGCGCCCCAUAUUUCUCGGAUAUUCUCUGUCGACAGAGGUCUCGCAUUUUGUCUGAGUAACUCCACUGCUCUGUCACAUUGUGGAAAAACGAAGGACGUCUGAAUCACCAAUGCCAAAUCAUCUCUUGCCGGGUGCCUUUUCUUCGCAGACAUGCAAACAACAGACACACACAGUGUUAUGGCUGUGUCCUCUUUCCAUGCCUUUUGACAUUCUUCGUGAGCGGAUGUUGCGCUAAAACAUGGCCGUCUUCGUGACACAGUUCCAGUUUAUGAGCAGUAGAUGAGACGGAAGGAUUUAUUUAUGCUUUGAUCUCUGCAAAUGUGUUUCAUUCGUCUAAGGACAGUGAGGUGGUGACCAUGUUUUGUUUCUUUCUGUAAAAGAGAUGACCUUUGCUCUGUUGUCUCUAUAAAUACUUUGCCAAUGAUGGUCUCCAAUGGUUGCUUUGACAUGUCCAUGAAAGUGCAUACAACACAAGGUGCGUAGGUCCUAGUAAAGUAAACUGCACUCUCAAUGCACGUUUCAUACACUAGAUGGAUCGUUAAGUAUAGAAACUAGCAGGAAUUGUUCCGAGCGAAUAUAGCUGUGCAAAGAAAUAGCAAAUUCCUCGUAGGUCAUUUGGUGUUGACUGUCAAGGUGCCAUAAUCAAUGUCUUUGCGGUAAACCUUAUAUAAUCUAUAUACAGAGUAGAGGUGCAAUCAUAUUUUCGAGUAAAGAGAAGGUUUCAGGAAGCAUCAGUUGCCACUUGGAAAGCUGCACAUCUGUGUAAUUUUAUGACUUUUUGGCUGCAGGCCAUAUUUUUGUGCCAAGAAAUCAUCGUUUGUAAUUCUAAUCUUGCAGAGCAUCUCUCAUUGGCUGACGAAUAGUUUUAAAAUGCUGUCUGUUUGGAUUAAAUUUUUAAAUGCGAGCCUUACAACUAGGAUUUUUGUUUUUAUUCACAAUUGUCUGUAGUGAUUGUCACCCAAUAUGACUUUCUUGUGACAAUCAUCUUUGGGUGUUUCACCUCCCGUGUGCAUAAUAAAAUACAGCCAAAUGGUGUACUUAAGUUAGUCACUGAAAGAAGUAGUUGAUCACUCACAAACAUCACUUAAGCAUUACAAGUUAAUAGUAAUUCUGCACCAGCCUUAAAGUACUACAAAGACAAAGAUAAUUUUUUCUGUGUUUUGUUAGCAUCCGUGUUACUUUAUCCAUAUGGUGCUGGGUGCUCAUUUGCGGCACUCUCAGAUUGAGCUUUUGUGACAUCAAUUACAAGAACAUUGAAAUGCCUUUACGUGGAUGUACUGGAUGUGUGGAUUCUACUGAUCUUUGGAAGAGAUGUCUCUUCACUGGAAUUAUGAGCGAGACUGUUUUCUCUUUUCUUAGUGAAGAAUGCUCGUCUAUGCAUCUGUGGAAACUUUGCAUCGAGCAGAAACGUUGUUUAUUUGUUGCAGCACUCUUAGGCAACACCAUAUGAUUGGCACAAGAUUCAACAGCACUAAUUAAAGAUAUGUCAUAAACUUCCUUCACAUACAGCAACUUAUUGCAUUAACAUUUCCUAACCUGUUAGCUGGAUUUUCUACCCUGCUAUAUUGAAAAGAGAUGUUUUUUGUGCACUUUGUUUCACGCAAAUGAUUUUUAACCCUGACAGAUGGCACAUGAAAUUUUGCAUUUCAGACACUAUCUGACACACUUCAAUUUUGUAUAACAUUUUAUUGCUCACAAGAAGAAAGUUGUUGGGUUGCUUCGUUGGACCUGUUCCCCAACGGAACACUUCUUUGAAGAAACCUUCUGACACAAUAGUCUAGUCUAGUCGUUAAAAAGCGAGCAGGCUUGUAAAAAUUUGGGAGAUCAUCAUUAUUGCACUCGCGUUGGAGCAGCUUUAGGUUCCAUUGGGUACGUUAAGUAGGUGCCCUGGAGCGCACAUGUUUCAUAGUCCACUCGCUUUAAUGCGACACCCUGGAGUGUCAGACAUCAAGGAGUUUUUCGUGCUCCCAUCUCAAAAGGGUGCACCGAAGCAGACAACAUGCGUGAUCCACUGGGAGCAAGUAGCUGGUGCUGGCAGAAAGGGAGUUCUAAUCUAUUGGAAGGGUACGCUUAGAAGCAAAAUACAGACGUACUAUGUUACCGAAUUCUCUGAUUUCAGGAAACUAUCAUCUUUUUUUAAGACUACCAUUGUACUUUCCUAUUACUGGGCAACUUCCAUAUAGAUGUCUGCAAUCAUUCGCGGGUUGUGCCCACGUCAAGCGGUCACAUUCCUCGAAAAUUGCUCCUACAGUAGACUUGGGUUAAUACGACUUCCGCUAAUUGGCUUUUUAGCUUAAUUCGAUGGAAUUAGAAGGUCCCGUCAAAUAUCCAUAUGUUUCAAAUGAUACAGAAGUUUCCACAUGCGAGUUUCAAGUGCGAGCGACAGCAGACGAUCGCACAAAAGUGACAUUGACCUCAUUCCUUUUCUGCCUAUUCUUUAAUUCGACCCUCGGAUAAUUGCAUCAAAUAUCCUUCGUUCCCGUCAGGGUCCAAUUAACGCACGUUUACUGUAUUACAAAUUUCCAUAGUUUGCGAGAAAAUGUUCUAAAAACUGCUGUCGUCCAAACAAAGCCGGUCUGAGAACAGGAAGUGGUAUCACCGAGAAACAAGUGUAAUGCUCCAACUGUGGGUGUCUCAUACUCCCAGUGGCGUAUCUAGGGUGUGGCAGGUGUGGACAGGUGAACAGGGGCGCCAUUAUGUGGUCGGGUGUGAAUGUGCCAGAUCGGGCACUCAGCCUGGCACAUUCGUACAUUAUCUAAAGCACCCGCUAUUAGGGAGGUUGUAGUGUGAAACCUAGUGCGGACCACAUGAAAACGCAUCCCCAAGGACAUCAUGUUAACCAUGUUGCCAUGGGCGCAGGUAGCUCUAGAUACGCCACUGCAUACUCCUCAUGUGGGUGCACCACAAGAGGGGCGCCUACUUAACGCACCCAUUGCUAACAUGUGUAUAGAGCUGAAAUAACAAAGGCCCUACCUGUAGGGGGGAAAGCAAAUUCAUCUCGUGGUGCAGUGAGGCUGGUUCACUUGCAUGUCUUUGCGUGGACAGUUUCUCGCAUUGUGAGCAUGUACAUAGCAUAUUUUGAAGCUCGCGUUUGCUUCCACCAUAUCUACUGAGCAGCUGUAUUUAGACUUCCAUUGUAACCCUUAGCAACAGUAUGUAUAAACUGUACAGAAGUUAUGAGUGCAAGAGAAUGGUGUAUCAGAGCACAGGAAACGAUCAAGGGUUGUCCUGUGCCACUUUGCAGUCUGUUUCAUGUGAUGGCACAGUAUGGUGGGCAAGCCGAUCAACAUGCUGUACAUAGUCAGUGUGGUGUUUAGCGGUAACCGUUGUAGAAUUAUUUGCUCAGAAUUAGGUACACCCAGCAGAGGUAAGAAAAGGUGCCUCCUACCCAAAGGCACUCCUUGUUGUUUCUCCUGUGUUGAGGGAAAAGUAUGUAAAUGCAAUAACAGUUGUGGAGUUGCACUCAAUCCUUGUAAAUUUUUUUUCUUAGAAACCAUGUAGAUUUUUUUUAGAUUUUGAAAAUAAAAAAAAAGUAUAAUUUUCA